This is a messenger RNA of Globicephala melas (long-finned pilot whale), 1061 nucleotides long. RefSeq names its product dual specificity phosphatase 13B (gene DUSP13B). Gene Ontology annotation, cellular component: cytoplasm. Gene Ontology annotation, biological process: negative regulation of MAPK cascade; protein dephosphorylation. Gene Ontology annotation, molecular function: protein tyrosine/serine/threonine phosphatase activity; MAP kinase phosphatase activity. NCBI's taxonomy places the organism in Eukaryota, Metazoa, Chordata, Mammalia, Artiodactyla, Delphinidae. The record is from RefSeq and is a predicted model, not a curated record.
AUGGGUCUUCCCCAACCGAGGCUUCCUCCACCAGCUCUGCCGGCUGGACCAGCAGCUGCGGGCUGCAGGCCGGAGCUGAGGGGCCAGAACUGGUCCUUACUCCCUGCCACAGGGCUCUGCCACUUUGCCACCCUGGCGCUGGCCCUGCUGGUGCUGCUGGAGGCUCUGGCCCAGGUGGGUACCCAGAAGAUGGUAAGAGACCAGUGUGGGGUCUGCCCUAGAGCCUGCAACUCCAUGUGCUUCCUCCUGCUGCCUGCACCCCCUCUCAGCCACUGUCUCCAGUUCUCACAGAAACAGCAUCAAGCGUGCAGAGACAGGCAGCUGGAAGCCGGGAGCAAAAAGUGCCCGUCAGAGAAGACCUCAGCCUGGGCCAGAUACCCCCACAGGAUGGACUCGCUGCAGAAACAGGACCUCCGGAGGCCCAAGAUCCACGGGGCAGUCCGGGUGCCCCCCUAUCAGCCACCCACGCUGGCCUCACUGCAGCGCUUGCUGUGGGUCCGUCGGGCUGCCGUGCUGAGCCACAUUAACGAAGUCUGGCCCAACCUCUUCCUGGGAGAUGCGUACGCAGCCCGGGACAAGAACAAGCUGACCCAGCUGGGCAUCACCCACAUCGUGAAUGUUGCCGCAGGAAAGUUUCAGGUGGACACAGGUGCCAACUUCUACCGUGGAAUGCCCCUGGAGUACUAUGGCAUUGAGGCUGAUGACAACCCCUUCUUCGACCUCAGUGUCUACUUUCUGCCCGUUGCUCGAUACAUCCAAAGUGCCCUCAUCAUUCCCCAAGGCCGCGUGCUGGUACACUGUGCCAUGGGGGUGAGCCGCUCUGCCACGGUUGUCCUGGCCUUCCUCAUGAUCUGCGAGAACAUGACGCUGGUGGAGGCCAUCCAGACAGUGCAGGCGCACCGGGAUAUCUGCCCCAACUCAGGCUUCCUCCGGCAGCUCCAGGUUCUGGACAACCGACUGGGGCAGGAGACGGGGCGGCUGUGACCUGGUGGGCAACCAGGAACCCUGACCCUCCAGCCAGCAUGGCCCACCCAACCAGCCUGACCCUGGGGACCUUGCUU